Messenger RNA from Cavia porcellus (domestic guinea pig), 3245 nucleotides. It is a transcript of the gene Pabpc4, whose product is annotated as poly(A) binding protein cytoplasmic 4. The transcript has 16 exons. Gene Ontology annotation, cellular component: cytosol; ribonucleoprotein complex; nucleus. The coding region runs from base 941 to 2923 and encodes 660 amino acids. NCBI's taxonomy places the organism in Eukaryota, Metazoa, Chordata, Mammalia, Rodentia, Caviidae. The record is from RefSeq and is a predicted model, not a curated record. Gene Ontology annotation, molecular function: poly(A) binding; poly(U) RNA binding; mRNA 3'-UTR binding.
AGGCGCCCUUCGACCAGCAGCGCCCGGGGCGGGCGGGUAUAAAUGGAGCGGUGGCUGCCCGAGCCGCCUCUCUCCGCCCCGGGUCGCCGCUGCCUGCGCCGCUUUUGGGCUCAGCAGCCCGAAGCAAAAAAAAGAAAAAGAUAAAAAAAAAAACCCGAAAACGCUUCAAAACCUAAAAAAAAAAAAAGAAAAAAAGCGAGUCCUCCUCGGAGAGCCGGCGGGGAAGUCACUUGCGCACGCUUCCGGCCUGCCUGCGCCCGACGUCCGUCCGUGUCCGUCCGUCCGCCCGCCCGCCGGCCCGGUGGUGAGCCGCGCGCCCGCCCGCCCCAGCCCUCCGCGCCCGCGCCUCCGUCCCGCCGCGCCGCGCCGCGUGGCACCGGCCCGCGCCCCCGCCGCCGGCCCGGCGCACCACGUGUCCGCGCUGCCCUUCGCCGCCGCGCCGCCGCCCGGGGCUUGCCGCGCCGGCACCCGCAAAGAUUUAGUUUCCCCUUCCCUGGCUGCUGUAAUCUUAAACCGCUGGGAGCCCGGGCCUAUAUUUAUCGAGAAACGCGUGUCCCCAAGGCCAACGUGGGCAGCAUCUGGCUGCCUCUGGAAGAAUUUUUUUUUUUUUUGCCCCACUAAGGCAGGGGAUUUCCCCACUUGAUUUUUUUUUUCUUUUGGAAUUUGGAGCUUUGAGCCAGGACAGCUGGAAAUAACAAACUCCCGGGGAGGGCCAUAUUGUUUUUUGAGAGCCUUUGUCUGGGGUUCUGCGUCCCGUGUGAGCCGACCCCAAGCUCCCCGUGCAGCCUCGGAGCCUUCUGACUGUAUCUUCCCCCGCGUCGCCCUGUGCCACCUGUGAGCCGCGGCGCGGCCCACGGCUCCGAGACGAGCCCCUUUUGUCCUGCGUUGGGCCCUGUGAGAAGUCCUCCUGGCGGGGCUCGGGGUGGUGGGGGGCGGGGAGAUGAACGCUGCAGCCAGCAGCUACCCCAUGGCCUCCCUCUACGUGGGCGAUCUGCACUCGGACGUCACCGAGGCCAUGCUCUAUGAAAAGUUCAGUCCAGCGGGGCCUGUGCUGUCCAUCCGGGUCUGCCGAGAUAUGAUCACCCGCCGCUCCCUGGGUUAUGCCUACGUCAACUUCCAGCAGCCAGCUGACGCUGAGCGGGCCUUGGACACCAUGAACUUUGAUGUGAUUAAAGGAAAGCCAAUCCGUAUCAUGUGGUCUCAGAGGGAUCCCUCUUUGAGAAAAUCUGGUGUGGGAAACGUCUUCAUCAAGAACCUGGACAAAUCUAUAGAUAACAAGGCACUUUAUGAUACCUUCUCUGCUUUUGGAAACAUUCUGUCCUGCAAGGUGGUGUGUGAUGAGAAUGGCUCUAAGGGUUAUGCCUUUGUCCACUUCGAGACCCAAGAGGCUGCCGACAAGGCCAUCGAGAAGAUGAAUGGCAUGCUCCUCAAUGACCGCAAAGUGUUUGUAGGCAGAUUCAAGUCUCGCAAAGAGCGGGAGGCUGAGCUUGGAGCCAAAGCCAAAGAAUUCACCAAUGUUUAUAUCAAGAACUUUGGAGAAGAGGUGGACGAUGAGAAUCUGAAAGAGCUGUUUAGCCAGUUUGGUAAGACCCUCAGUGUCAAGGUGAUGAGAGAUCCCAGUGGAAAAUCCAAAGGCUUUGGCUUUGUGAGUUAUGAAAAACACGAGGAUGCCAAUAAGGCCGUGGAAGAGAUGAAUGGAAAAGAAAUCAAUGGGAAAAUCAUAUUUGUAGGCCGUGCACAGAAGAAAGUAGAGCGGCAGGCUGAGUUAAAACGGAAAUUUGAGCAGCUGAAACAGGAGAGAAUUAGUCGAUACCAGGGAGUAAAUCUCUACAUUAAGAACUUGGACGACACCAUUGAUGAUGAGAAAUUAAGAAAAGAAUUUUCUCCUUUUGGAUCAAUCACCAGUGCUAAGGUAAUGCUGGAGGAUGGAAGAAGCAAAGGAUUUGGUUUCGUCUGUUUCUCAUCUCCUGAGGAGGCAACCAAAGCAGUCACUGAAAUGAAUGGGCGCAUUGUGGGUUCCAAGCCAUUGUAUGUUGCCCUGGCCCAAAGGAAGGAGGAGAGAAAGGCUCACCUAACCAACCAGUACAUGCAGCGAGUGGCUGGAAUGAGAGCGCUCCCGGCCAAUGCCAUCUUAAACCAGUUUCAGCCUGCAGCUGGUGGCUACUUUGUGCCAGCGGUUCCACAGGCUCAGGGACGACCGCCGUAUUACACACCUAACCAAUUGGCACAGAUGAGGCCUAAUCCACGCUGGCAGCAGGGUGGGAGACCUCAAGGCUUCCAAGGAAUGCCGAGCGCUAUACGCCAAUCUGGGCCUCGUCCAACUCUUCGCCAUCUGGCUCCAACUGGUAAUGCUCCGGCCUCUCGUGGCCUCCCUACUACCACUCAGAGAGUCGGGUCUGAGUGCCCGGACCGCUUGGCUAUGGACUUUGGUGGGGCUGGUGCCGCCCAGCAAGGGCUGACUGACAGCUGCCAGUCUGGAGGUGUUCCCACAGCAGUCCCGAACCUCGCGCCUCGGGCUGCAGUUGCUGCUGCCGCUCCUCGGGCUGUGGCCCCAUACAAGUAUGCCUCCAGCGUCCGCAGCCCGCACCCUGCCAUACAGCCCCUGCAGGCACCCCAGCCUGCUGUCCACGUGCAGGGGCAGGAGCCCCUGACUGCCUCCAUGCUGGCUGCCGCGCCCCCCCAGGAGCAGAAGCAGAUGCUGGGAGAACGAUUGUUCCCACUCAUCCAAACAAUGCAUUCGAACCUGGCUGGCAAAAUCACGGGCAUGCUGCUAGAGAUCGACAACUCAGAACUGCUGCACAUGCUCGAGUCCCCUGAGUCUCUGCGCUCAAAGGUGGAUGAAGCUGUGGCAGUUCUACAGGCUCAUCAUGCCAAGAAAGAAGCUGCCCAGAAGGUGGGCGCCGUUGCUGCUGCUACCUCUUAGACAAGGAAAACACGAUUCAAAAGCCAAAUAAUCCCUCACGGAAUUGAGCUCAAGGUUUGAAGACUUCCUAGUUUGUCCUAUGGACCUCAACACCAAGAACCACAAGUUGCAAAUUGAAUAGGUCAUUUUGUAUCAAAAGGUCAAUUAUGAAGCACCUAGAACUUUUCAAUUAUAAAAGUAUAUUCUCUGGGUUCUGCUGUGGCCCAGACAUUUUUUUUUUUCUAUUGUGGGUUUUGAUUUUUUUUUUUCCCCAGAAAUUGGUUUUAUUUGAUGUAUCCAAGUCUUAAGUUUCUCAAUAAAGAAAAAAAAAAUCUCCAUAAAA